AUGACCACUUCGUCCGAUGUCCGUGACCUUCCUCGCGACAGAGACGACUGCUCAUUGGAGUUGCCCAAGACCUUCAAGAUCGACCGCAUUCCACCUGGCAACGAGAAUCUCUGCGUACACCACAUUUCAACUCUCCAAGACCCCAGUGCGAUGUUGCGUCGGCGUGAAGCAAGGGCCCCCAUUGUCAACGCUUCUAAUCAACGCAGUCAAGCUCACAUCGUCUUCCGCUGCUGCUUUCCGCGUUUCCACGUCACGGUUUGUCGUACCUCCGCGAGCCUGGGCGAGGACUUCCAACAGGACAACAUGUAUCGGCGCGACGAGCCGUCGCCACCGCCGUACAUCGCCGUCAUGUGUGAGAAUGUGCGGCUGGGGCAUCAACCUGUGCGCCCCAGUGGCACCGAGCGGGCGUUGCUGAUGAUGGGCCCGGCUGAGGUGCACUGCUGGGUGCAAUUCCUCCGCACCCAGCUGCACCCAGCCGGGCGCCGCCGCUGCUGGCCAGUUGGCUAG
Messenger RNA from Volvox carteri f. nagariensis, 507 nucleotides. RefSeq lists its product as uncharacterized. NCBI's taxonomy places the organism in Eukaryota, Viridiplantae, Chlorophyta, Chlorophyceae, Chlamydomonadales, Volvocaceae. The record is from RefSeq and is a predicted model, not a curated record. The transcript is spliced from 5 exons. The coding region runs from base 1 to 507 and encodes 168 amino acids.